AUGAAUUGGAAUAAAGGUGGACCUGGUACUAAGAGAGGCUUUGGAUUUGGUGGCUUUGCCAUCACACCUGGGAAGAAGGAGGAGCCGAAGCUCUCUCAGCAGUCUCACAGUGCUUUUGGAACUGCCGGUUCUUCUGCUGCAUUUGCAAAAUCAGGACCUCCUCAGCUGCCUUCCUUCUACAAAAUUGGGUCAAAGCGAGCAAAUUUUGAUGAGGAGAAUGCGUACUUUGAGGAUGAAGAGGAAGAUUCCAGCAAUGUGGAAUUGCCGUACAUUCCCGCAGAGAAUUCCCCCACUCGCCAGCAGUUUCAUUCCAAAUCAGCAGACUCUGACAGCGAUGAUGAUCCUCUGGAGGCAUUCAUGGCUGAAGUGGAGGAUCAAGCUGCUCGAGACAUGAAGAGACUCGAAGAUAAAGACAAAGAAAAAAAGAAUGCUAAGGGUAUUCGAGAUGACAUUGAAGAGGAAGAUGACCAAGAAGCUUAUUUUCGCUACAUGGCUGAAAACCCCACUGCUGGUGUGGUCCAAGAAGAGGAAGAGGAUAACCUGGAGUAUGAUAGUGAUGGGAAUCCAAUUGCACCGUCCAAAAAAAUCAUUGAUCCUCUUCCACCUAUUGACCAUUCAGAGAUUGAAUAUCCACCAUUUGAGAAGAAUUUCUAUGAUGAACAUGAGGAGAUCACCAGUCUCACCCCCCAGCAAGUGGUGGAGCUACGUCAUAAGCUAAAUCUCCGGGUCUCCGGUGCUGCUCCUCCGAGGCCUGGCAGUAGUUUUGCUCAUUUUGGGUUUGACGAGCAACUUAUGCAUCAAAUUAGGAAAUCUGAGUAUACCCAACCCACUCCUAUACAAUGUCAGGGUGUUCCAGUUGCACUAAGUGGCAGAGAUAUGAUUGGGAUAGCUAAGACUGGAAGCGGAAAAACAGCAGCCUUCAUCUGGCCAAUGCUGAUUCAUAUCAUGGAUCAAAAGGAGCUUGAGCCAGGGGAUGGUCCCAUUGCGGUGAUUGUCUGCCCAACCAGAGAGCUUUGCCAACAGAUCCACUCGGAAUGUAAGCGCUUUGGUAAGGCGUAUAAUCUGCGCUCUGUAGCUGUCUAUGGAGGAGGAAGCAUGUGGGAGCAAGCCAAAGCCCUUCAGGAGGGGGCAGAGAUAGUUGUCUGCACGCCUGGUCGCUUGAUUGAUCAUGUGAAAAAGAAAGCUACAAACCUUCAAAGAGUCACUUACCUUGUGUUUGAUGAAGCUGACAGAAUGUUUGAUAUGGGGUUUGAAUAUCAAGUCAGAUCAAUCGCAAGCCAUGUACGUCCUGACAGGCAGACACUCUUGUUCAGUGCCACUUUCCGUAAGAAGAUUGAGAAAUUGGCCCGGGAUAUUCUGAUCGACCCCAUUCGAGUUGUGCAGGGAGACAUUGGAGAGGCAAAUGAAGAUGUUACUCAAAUUGUGGAGAUUUUCCCUUCUGGCCCUAGCAAGUGGAACUGGCUGACUCGACGCCUUGUGGAGUUCACCUCUUCUGGCAGUGUUCUCCUGUUUGUCACCAAGAAGGCAAAUGCAGAAGAAUUGGCCAAUAACCUCAAGCAGGAGGAUCAUAAUCUGGGGCUGCUUCAUGGUGAUAUGGACCAGAGUGAGAGGAAUAAAGUCAUUUCAGAAUUUAAGAAAAAGGGGAUCCCGAUACUGGUAGCUACUGAUGUGGCAGCUCGUGGGUUAGAUAUUCCUUCCAUUAAGACUGUCAUCAACUACGACGUGGCUCGAGACAUAGACACUCACACGCACAGGAUCGGUCGUACUGGCAGGGCAGGCGAGAAGGGAGUUGCCUACACUCUGCUGACCCCCAAAGACAGUAACUUUGCUGGUGAUCUUGUCAGGAACCUGGAAGGGGCUAAUCAACAUGUUUCCAAAGAACUGUUGGAUCUAGCAAUGCAGAAUCCAUGGUUCCGAAAAUCACGUUUCAAAGGAGGAAAAGGCAAGAAGCUGAAUAUUGGUGGUGGUGGCUUAGGAUACCGUGAACGUCCUGGUCUGGGAUCAGAAAAUUCUGACCGUGGAAACAACAACAGCGUGAUGAGUAACUACGAGGCGUACAAGCCAUCCACUGGGGCAAUGGGAGACAGGCUUACGGCAAUGAAAGCAGCCUUUCAGUCCCAGUAUAAGAGCCACUUUGUUGCUGCAAGCUUAAAUAAUCAAAAGACUGGUAGCUCU
Molecule: messenger RNA, 2175 nt
Organism: Nestor notabilis (Kea)
Lineage: Eukaryota; Metazoa; Chordata; Aves; Psittaciformes; Psittacidae
Gene: DDX42
Product: DEAD (Asp-Glu-Ala-Asp) box helicase 42
Exons: 17
Molecular function (GO): RNA binding; ATP binding; RNA helicase activity
Source: RefSeq, a predicted model, not a curated record